Malania oleifera is the source of this 1285-nucleotide messenger RNA. Its product is annotated as DNA replication complex GINS protein PSF2. Lineage: Eukaryota; Viridiplantae; Streptophyta; Magnoliopsida; Santalales; Ximeniaceae. Gene Ontology annotation, cellular component: nucleus; GINS complex. Gene Ontology annotation, biological process: double-strand break repair via break-induced replication; DNA replication. The transcript has 7 exons. Bases 222 to 950 code for a protein of 242 amino acids. The record is from RefSeq and is a predicted model, not a curated record.
AGGUACCUAGUUCAAAAUUUCAGGACUGUAAACGCGUUACAGUGCCUUGAUGUGUUUUGGUCCCAUUCUCCCGCCAUUUGAGCCUAGGGAUCACGGAGUCGCAGUUCCCCCUCCUUCAUCAUCUCUUUCACCCCUCUCGCUACUCUUUUCAUCUCUCAAUUGCAGAUUUCCGUAGCUGGCUCAUACAUAGACAAGCCACAGAUCCGUUGAAGUUUACACAGAUGGCCGGCCAAACUGAUCCCCACCUAUCUCUCUUCUCUCCCGAAGAGAUAGAGUUCAUCGGCGAAGACGAGAUGGUCGAAAUCGUCCCGAAUAUGAGGAUGGAACCUCUCAAUUUGAUCUGUGGUGAUUUUGGCCCUUUUCUUCCACAAAUAGCAACUCAAGUGCCUCUGUGGUUAGCAGUGGCUUUGAAGAAGAGAGGAAAAUGCACGAUACGACCUCCUCGAUGGAUGUUAGUCGAGAAGUUAACACAAGUUUUGGAAGCGGAGAGGGAUUCUCCUGGAUCAUUUCAGCCAUUACCAUUCCAUUAUGUGGAAAUUUCAAGGCUUCUUUUCGACCAUGCUCGUGAUGACAUUCCUGACAUAUAUAUGGUGAGGUCUCUUAUUGAGGACAUCCGGAAUGUUAGGUUUCAUAAAGUUGAAGUUGGUUUGGAAGCCAUUAAUUCUCGUACGCACGCAGUAAAGCUUAGAAAUCUUUCUGCUAUGGAAGUGAAUAUAGUGCGCCCAUUUGUUGUGAGAGCACUGCAGGCAUUUUAUAAGCAUGAUACCCCGGAGAUGAUACCAGACCCAGAUGCAAUGGACAAUAGACGGUUGCAAGUAGCUGAUCGUGGGCCAAAAGUGCGUUUUUUCUUCCCACUUUUUGUGUUUGUGUGUUUAUGUGUGCAUUCUAUCCAUCUUGGAUGCACGUUUGUUUGCCUAUCUAUUAUUGUAGAGGAUGCUUGUAUACAUUAGAGGUUUAAGUAAUUUUGUGUUGAUUAAUUUUUCUGUUUUCCAGCGGCAUGUCAAAGGACGAUAGGCAACAAAGCUCUCACACUUACAGUAGGCAUUCUAACUACUUUACCGUCUUAGUGGGAGGUAUUUCCAAAUUUCUAGCAGCGAAGGUACUUCUCCUUUGCCCAGGAAUAAUUUGCAGUGGAAAUCGCCACUUGGUUUGCUUGUAGUAUCUGUCAAUUAACUAUUGACUUUUGUGUUCAACUUUUAAAAAAGUUGAAUUUUUUCUGCUUUUAAUACUUUUAAAAUACUUGUGAAGAUUCUAAUACAAAGAUGCGCAGUUUAUUUGAUUGUUA